Balaenoptera musculus (blue whale) is the source of this 867-nucleotide messenger RNA. It is a transcript of the gene GSG1L2, whose product is annotated as GSG1 like 2. Gene Ontology annotation, cellular component: plasma membrane. Lineage: Eukaryota; Metazoa; Chordata; Mammalia; Artiodactyla; Balaenopteridae. The record is from RefSeq and is a predicted model, not a curated record. The transcript is spliced from 5 exons. Bases 1 to 867 code for a protein of 288 amino acids.
AUGGACCGGGCCAGGCGACAGCGGGUGCUGGCCCUCCUCCCCGUCUGCCUGGCCCUCGCCUUCUCCCUCACGGCCGUGGGCAGCAGCUACUGGUGCGAGGGGACCCGGCGGGUGGCAAAGCCGCUGUGCCAGGACCACCCGGGGGUGCUGCACUGCAUCCACUACAGCAGUGGCAGCAGGGACAACGGGACCCAGGCUGUCCAGUACAUUUGGGAGAUGGGAGACGACAAGUUCACCUGGCGCAGGUUCCACCUGGGGCUCUGGCAGUCAUGCGAGGAGAGCCUCGGCAGCGCAGGUGAAAAGUGUAGGAGUUUCCAGAGUAUAAUACCAGCUGAAGAACAAGGUGUUUUGUGGCUGUGCAUUGGGGCUGAGGUCCUGAAUAUCCUUCUGACAUUGACCAGUGCCAUCCUCCUGGGCUCCAGAGUGAGUUAUCACAGCUCUGGAUUCCACUGGCUCAAGGUGGAUGCCUCUGUAGCCAUCCUCAUGGUGCUUGCAGGGCUCCUAGCCAUGGUGGCCCACAUGAUGUACACAACCGUUUUUCAAAUCACCGUGAACAUUGGACCAGAAGAUUGGAAGCCUCAGACGUGGGACUAUGGCUGGUCAUACUGCCUCGCGUGGGGUUCUUUCGCCCUGUGCAUGGUUGCAUCAGUCACGGCCACGAGCAGAUACACGGCAGCCCGCCUGGAAUUGGCAGAGAAGAAAAGCGUACGGAAGGGCAGUCAGCUCUCUCAACACAACUUCCAGGAACCCAAGUCUUCAGAAGGUGUUUGGGAAACAGAAGCUGCUCCCAGCCCUGCUGGGUGUGCCCUUGUCAAUAUAUCUGAGCACCUGCCAUCAGAUGCCGAAGGCAAGGUGUCCAUGUGCUAG